ACAAAAAAAAAAAGAAUAGAAAAUAUUUGCAACCAUUGCGAGGGAGAUGAAGAACUGGUGGUGGUUGUGACAGCAUCGCCAUAUCCACAUCAUCAGUUUCAUCCUUUGAUGGAAUCUCUUUCUUUUUCUUUCACCCAUUACACAGUUAAACUAUGGGUCUCUGUUUCCGUUUUAGACUAAACACAAAACUCCACUCUCCUCAUUUCUUCACCAGUUCUACUAUUUUCCUCUCUUCUUCAUCUUCUGCUGGAGGCAGGGAAGUUUUUUUCAACCCUACAAGGCUAUCUUUGCUUUCAACAGUUUAUGAGGAAGGAGAAACUUUGCAGAAGGAUUUUGGAAAGACAUUUGCAUUUUCGUCAUCAGCAUUGGAAGUUCCAGAAAUGGAUUUAUUGCAAGGAGAAGUAACAAAGGUAAAUAAAGGAAAGAGGUCACUUAGUAGUGUGCAUGAAAUAAUUGAUAACACGCAAUUACCUUUUGGGGAGCCACAUUUUGGUUUGUUAAUGGAGAACCUUGGCAUUUUAGAAGAAACUUUUGCUGAUUCUGAAGCAAUGAGGUUGGAAAAGGACAUUGUAUUGAAACUAGAAAAGCUGGGAGCUCUUGAGUUGUUCAAUGUUUGUCUAACAAGAUCUUUUGGAACCUCAACCGAAUCGAACUGCACCGAUGUAGUUCUUGAACAUGUCAAAGAGAAAAAGAGAAACUUCAAAGUAGAUAACUAUACGGGUAAAGUUGUUGUCCAGUCUAAGAGAAAGGAAAAUAGAACAAGAAGAAAGCAAGCAUCGGUUGCCAUAACAACUUCCUUUCAGUCGUUGCCUUUAGAAGAUAAUAAUCAAGAAGGUCCAUUACGUUUGCCGGCUUCUUUAGUAAAAAGAGUAUCAAAUACUAACAAUAGAAGAGCAGUGAUUGCUCAAAGGGAGGUGGAAAUGUCAAAAGGUGUAAAGGUUCUAGCAGAGUUAGAGAAAAUGAAAACAGCUAUAGAAGAGGAUACCAAGCAAGCGGUAAGCUUGAGUAGCUGGGCAGAAGCAUCUGGAGUUGAUGAGAAUGUGCUGCAACGGCAACUAUAUCAUGGCUAUUACUGUCGAGAUGAAUUGAUACGGAGUACUCGUUCGUUAGUUCUAUACUUUGCCAGAAAAUACAGGGGUAUGGGAAUAGCUUUGGAAGAUUUGCUUCAGGUAGGAUAUAUAGGCGUUCUCCAAGGAGCCGAGCGAUUUGACAGUACAAGGGGAUACCGAUUCUCAACCUAUGUGCAGUACUGGAUAAGGAAAUCAAUGUCAAGAAUGGUGGCACGAUAUGCUCGAGGAAUCACUAUUCCUUGGUCAAUGAACAAGGCAAUAAGUCAGAUACAAAAAGCACGAAAACUCUUGAAAAGUACGUCCAUGAAAUACCCGGACGAUCAUGAAAUUGCAAAGAUGACAGGUCUUUCACUGGAUAGAAUCAGAUCAGCUAGCCAUUGUAUGAGAAUAGUUUCUUCAAUGAAUCAGAAAAUGGGGGAUCGUGGUAUAGAAUACAUGGGUUAUAUGGCCGAUAUGUCAAUAGAGAGUCCUGAAGAGACUGUCAUGAAACAGCACAUUAGAAAAGACAUACAUGAUAUCCUCCAAAGCUUGGAUUCAAGGGAAAGGCAAAUACUCAUCCUACGCUUUGGCCUUAAUGAUCACCAACCCAAGUCUCUUGAAUAUAUAGGGAAGAUUUACAAAGUCAGCAAAGAGUGGAUAAGGAAAAUAGAGAAAAAAGCUCUCACAAAACUACGGAACGAAGCGAACACCUCAAAGUUGAACUAUUAUUUGGAUCUGUAGUUUAUCAUUGAUUUUUUUGGUAAGCUUCAAUGGCAUGUAUUUUCAUCUGUAUAUGAGGGAUGUGUACAAAUUCUUAAUCCAAAUUUGAUUGAAUUGAAUGCAUUGUGUAUCAAAUAAAGUUCUUUUUAUUGUUUUCUA
Cicer arietinum (chickpea) is the source of this 1928-nucleotide messenger RNA. Its product is annotated as RNA polymerase sigma factor sigC. Gene Ontology annotation, molecular function: DNA-binding transcription factor activity. Gene Ontology annotation, biological process: regulation of DNA-templated transcription; DNA-templated transcription initiation. Lineage: Eukaryota; Viridiplantae; Streptophyta; Magnoliopsida; Fabales; Fabaceae. The record is from RefSeq and is a predicted model, not a curated record.